GCGGAGGUCGGAAGCAUGGAGCGUGGCAGCGGCAAGGAGGGUGGCCUGGGGCGCACGGUGUGCGUGCUGACUGGGGCUUCCCGCGGCUUCGGCCGGGCGCUGGCCCCGCUCCUGGCCCCCCUGCUGUCAGCCGGUUCCGUGCUGGUCCUCAGCGCCCGCGACGACGAGGCGCUGCGGCAGCUGGAGGCCGAGCUGGGCGCCGCGCGACCGGGCCUACGCGUGGUGCGGGUGCCCGCCGACCUGGGUGCCGAGGCCGGCUUGCAGCAGCUUCUCGGCGCCCUGCGUGAGCUCCCCGGGCCCGAGGGGCUGCAGCGAGUGCUGCUCAUCAACAACGUGGGCACUCUUGGGGAUGUGUCCAAAGGCUUCGUGGACCUGGCUGACUCAACUGAAGUGAACAACUACUGGGCUCUGAACUUGACCUCCAUGCUCUGCCUGACUUCUGGCAUCCUGAAGGCCUUCCCGAACAGUCCUGGCCUCAGCAGGACCGUGGUUAACAUUUCGUCCAUCUGUGCCCUGCAGCCUUUCAAGGGCUGGGCACUGUACUGUGCGGGGAAGGCUGCCCGUGACAUGAUGUUCCAGGUCCUGGCCACAGAAGAACCGAGUGUAAGGGUGCUGAGCUAUGCCCCAGGUCCACUGGACACAGACAUGCAACAGCUGGCCCGGGAGACCUCCGUGGACCCAGACUUGCGAAAAAGGCUGCAGGAGCUAAAGACAAAGGGGGAGCUGGUGGAUUGCAAGAUGUCAGCCCAGAAACUGCUAAGCUUGCUGCAACAGGACGUGUUCAAGUCUGGAGCCCAUGUUGACUUCUACGAUAAAUAAGCCCAUGUCCUUGGCUUCCUGGGGCUUUCCUCCCCCUCUUUCAGGCACACCCAGGAGCCCUGUGCCUCCCCAUAUCCUGUCACAGUGGCGCCGCCAGCCCUGCCUUACACAGAUAAGCACUCAUGCCUGCUGUCCUGCCCUCAGAUCCAGCCAGCUGUGAGGGCGUCGGGUCGCUGGAGUUCCUGGUUCUUAGGAGUUUGUGUUGACCACCCUGAGUUAAGAGUAGGUUUGGGAGAGAGCAGUCAUGGGUGUUGGUGUUCUCUCUCUCCAGGAAUAGAAUUUUAGAGAUGAGAAAAGCAGGACAGGAAGCUGAAACACUGGAGAGAGGUUGGGUCUCAUGCCUAUGACCAGUCCAUGGGGACAGGGAGGGUGAGCUGGUGUCAAAUGGAAAGGCCCGUGUAGAUUCACAGACAGCCUGGAGGGGAGGGAGAACAGUGCAAGUUCUGGACCACAGGGAUGCCCCUUGCUCAGGGUAGCAGGACUUGCUAUUGAACCUCAUGUCCUCAUUCUGAUGCCUCCUCCCUCCGGAAUCUACCAUCUGUUCAUGUACAUGUCAAAGGCAGAUACAAAUAAAAUGUGGAUUGUCUCUUA
Molecule: messenger RNA, 1410 nt
Organism: Diceros bicornis minor
Lineage: Eukaryota; Metazoa; Chordata; Mammalia; Perissodactyla; Rhinocerotidae
Gene: SPR
Product: sepiapterin reductase
Exons: 3
Coding region: 16-819 (267 amino acids)
Biological process (GO): tetrahydrobiopterin biosynthetic process
Molecular function (GO): sepiapterin reductase (NADP+) activity
Source: RefSeq, a predicted model, not a curated record